Myotis davidii is the source of this 532-nucleotide messenger RNA. It is a transcript of the gene S100A13, whose product is annotated as S100 calcium binding protein A13. The transcript has 4 exons. Gene Ontology annotation, biological process: positive regulation of canonical NF-kappaB signal transduction; positive regulation of cell population proliferation. The coding region runs from base 106 to 474 and encodes 122 amino acids. Lineage: Eukaryota; Metazoa; Chordata; Mammalia; Chiroptera; Vespertilionidae. The record is from RefSeq and is a predicted model, not a curated record. Gene Ontology annotation, cellular component: perinuclear region of cytoplasm. Gene Ontology annotation, molecular function: RAGE receptor binding.
GAGCGCUUAUAAACCUCAGCUCCGCUGCUCGCCCGCACUGCACCCCAUCUGCGCGACUCGCCCCGGACCCUGGACUGAGAUCUAGAGAGGAAGGGGUUUCUGGAAAUGAAUACCCUUCCCUGCACCUGCACUGAGCAGGUCAGCCCCCAGAGGACAUCAGCUAUAGUCCGCAGGAUCCCAAUGGCAGCAAAGCCACUGACUGAGGUGGAGACAGCCAUUGACACAUUAGCCACUGCCUUCUGCACCUUUGCAAAGCGCGAGGGCCAGAAGGGCAGCUUCAACACCGAUGACUUUAAAGAAAUGGCCACUCAGCAGUUCCCUCACCUGGUCAAGGAUGUGGGCUCCUUCGAUGAGAAGUUGAAGAGCUUGAAUGUGAAAGGGGACCUGUUCAAAAAUUACUGGAGUCUGAUUGGGGAGCUGGCCAAGGAGACCAGAAAGGAGGAGCCGCAGAAGAAGUUCGGUUGCCUGGGAUAAGAUGGGCAGGACCAGGCAGAACUCCACUCCCUGAAAAUAAAGCCUUCUCCUUAACACA